GACGGAAGUGCCUUUAGUCGGAUGUAUAAACUGCAUGAGGCGCACGACACACUUCCUUUUCUUGCGUGGCCGCCAUAGACGAAGGAGCGUGGUUCCCGGCGAGCCGACAAGUUUUCAGAAAAAAUGGCUUGUGCCAGGCCCCUGAUAUCGGUCUACUCGGAAAAAGGAGAGACCUCCGGCAAGAAUGUGGUGAUGCCGGCCGUGUUUAAGGCCCCCAUCCGCCCUGAUAUCGUGAACUUCGUUCACACCAAUAUGCGGAAAAACAACCGCCAGCCCUAUGCUGUCAGUGAAUUAGCUGGUCACCAGACUAGUGCUGAGUCUUGGGGUACCGGUAGAGCGGUGGCUCGCAUCCCGCGCGUGCGCGGUGGCGGCACUCAUCGCUCUGGCCAGGGUGCCUUUGGAAACAUGUGUCGUGGAGGGCGAAUGUUUGCCCCCACCAAGACCUGGCGUCGCUGGCAUCGCCGCAUCAACACGACCCAGAAGCGCUACGCCAUCUGCUCUGCCCUGGCUGCGUCCGCCCUGCCAGCUCUGGUGAUGGCCAAAGGUCACCGCAUCGAGGAGAUCCCCGAGGUACCCUUGGUGGUCGAUGAUAAGGUUGAAGGAUACAAGAAGACCAAGGAGGCAGUUCUGCUCUUGAAGAAACUGAAGGCCUGGAAUGACAUAAAGAAGGUUUAUGCCUCCCAGCGCAUGCGUGCCGGCAAAGGUAAGAUGAGGAACCGCAGGCGCAUCCAACGCAAAGGACCUUGCAUCAUCUACAACGCAGACUCCGGCGUGACAAAGGCCUUCAGGAACAUCCCUGGUAUCACCCUGCAGAACGUCAACAAGCUGAACCUGCUCCGAUUGGCUCCUGGUGGCCAUGUGGGCCGCUUCUGCAUCUGGACUGAGAGCGCUUUCCGUAAACUGGAUGAGCUGUACGGCACCUGGCGCAAGCCGGCCACCAAGAAGGUGGACUACAACCUGCCAAUGCACAAGAUGACCAACACAGACCUGAGCAGAAUUCUGAAAAGCCAGGAGAUCCAGAAGGCUCUUCGUCCUCCAAACAAGAAGAUCCACAGGAGAGUGCUGAAGAAGAAUCCUCUGAAGAAUCUGAGGGUCAUGAUGAAGCUGAACCCUUACGCCAAGACGGCAAGGCGCAAUGCCAUCCUGCUGCACGACCCCGUCAUGAGAGCCAAGCUUCAGAAGAACAAGAAGGCCACAAGGAAGGUGAAGAGAGAGGCCAAGAAGAAGGCGGCGGCCGGCAAGGCCCCAGAAGCGGGCAAGCCUGCAGAAGCGGGCAAGCCUGCAGAAGCGGGCAAGGCGAAGGCAGCCAAGGCCCCCAAGGCCCCGAAGGAGAAGGCGUCAGCAGCGGAGAAGCCGGCCAAGUAAACGCACACUCAUGCAGCCUGGAGUCACACAGAUAUAAUAAAAUGUUAAAAAAAAAGA
Messenger RNA from Brienomyrus brachyistius, 1422 nucleotides. It is a transcript of the gene rpl4, whose product is annotated as ribosomal protein L4. Bases 124 to 1365 code for a protein of 413 amino acids. The record is from RefSeq and is a predicted model, not a curated record. Gene Ontology annotation, biological process: translation. Gene Ontology annotation, cellular component: ribosome; cytosolic large ribosomal subunit. Lineage: Eukaryota; Metazoa; Chordata; Actinopteri; Osteoglossiformes; Mormyridae. Gene Ontology annotation, molecular function: RNA binding; structural constituent of ribosome. The transcript is spliced from 10 exons.